CGUUUUUUAAAACGAACUAACUUAUUGUGUUUUUUUAUUUAAAUUAUAUUGUCAUCUGUUUGUAACGCGAAAGUAAUUGAAGAAUUUGAGUAAUAAAUCAAAAAUGUCGCAGGAAGGUUCAAUAUUUGACAUGGCCUACAAGGGUAAAUUCACAGCUGUCAAGAAUCUUAUCGAAGAAAAUAAAAAACUGAUAACAGAAACUGACAGCAGUGGAAGAAUGUUAAUUCAUUGGGCUGCACUCGGAGGACACAAUGACCUAGUGAAGCAUCUUCUGUCAGCCGGUUCACCAGUUGACCCCCAGGACGAUACAAAUAUGACUCCACUGAUACUGGCAUCUUCAGCAGGACGUGAUAAAGUCGUAAACACAUUGAUAGCAGAAGGCGCCAAUGUAAAUGCGCAAACAACAGAAGGGCACUCAGCAUUACAAUACGCAGCGAGCAAAAAUUGGCAAAAUAUUUGUGUCAAACUCGUUGAAAAUUCAGCUGAUAUAAAUAUAUCUGAUAAAAGAGGCGCGACUCCACUUCAUCGCGCAGCAUCCAAAGGAAAUAUUGAAGUAUUAAAGUUUUUAUUGGCCCAGGAAGGUCUAAAGAUCGAUCAGCAAGACAUGUAUGGGAACACUGCGUUACACUUAGCCUGCGAAGAAGACCGUCAACAAGAAGCUAAACUUCUCGUAACACAUGGCGCGAAUUUUGAAUUGACAAACAAAGAGCGCAAAACUCCAUUGGAUCUUGCUAGUGAUUCACUUAGUCGUCAAUUGACUAAAAUGCGCGAACCAUCUGAAUAAAAUAAAGAUAAUUAUAUUCUUACUAAUUAAUUUAACAAUCUUGAUAUUUUUAUAAAAAAAUAUAACAGUGGAGUAAAAUUAAUUGAACAAAUCUAA
Messenger RNA from Microplitis demolitor, 880 nucleotides. RefSeq names its product 26S proteasome non-ATPase regulatory subunit 10. Gene Ontology annotation, molecular function: protein binding. Bases 104 to 784 code for a protein of 226 amino acids. The transcript has 4 exons. The record is from RefSeq and is a predicted model, not a curated record. Lineage: Eukaryota; Metazoa; Arthropoda; Insecta; Hymenoptera; Braconidae.